AGGAAAUAGAGAAAAAUGGAAAAUGAUAAGGGAGGUAGUGUAGCAAUAGAGGUAGAACAGAUGAGUUGAGCGAGCUUCUGAGUUCUUCUCCCUCUCCGGACGACGUUUGAACUUCUGCAAAACGGCACCGUUAUGUCUUUAAUUCAAGCCAAUCUUCUACCCAACUUGUCCUUCAACCAUUUUCAGACAUCAACGUACUUGGUGGGUGUUGGCAAUUUACCAUGUAGAGUUGGUUUCAGAAAAUCAAGAAAGAAGUUACCUUCAUAUAGUUGCAUAAGAUGUGAAAAGAAUGAUGAAAUAAAGAAAGAUGAAGAAAAUAAAGAUGAAGUUAUUGAUUAUGUGACAGUUGAACGUCCACCUUAUUAUAGUUACAUGGACUCCACCUCUGGUCAGCUUGAGCCGGCCUCGGGUGCUAGAGCAAGUAUUCCUGAAGUUGAGUAUUGGCCUGAAGGAACUGUUGAGCAAGUCAGGGCUGCUAGGGCGCCUACUCCGAUGGGAGAAUCGUUAGGUUCUCCGUCAUAUGGUAGUAACCCUGGUAGUAGGAGGAAGAGUUAUAGAACUUCGGUUUCUGGUUCUUCCUCUGAGGGUAACGUUGAGGGGAAUGUUGAAUUGGAUGACCCUGGUCUUCCUGAGGUUUUGGUUGAACCUCAAGAAGAUUCUGAGGAGUUCACGUCCGACUAUGUUGUUUAUCAGUCUGAGCCUGAGGAAGAAGAGACUGAGUACAAACUUGAUAAGAAAUUUGGAGCUCCUCAUCCAUUUAUUGAUCCGAAAAUUAAAAAGCCGAUAGAAGGAACACUUACGAGUGAGGAACUGUGGUGGAAUUGGAGAAAGCCGGAGAAAGAACAAUGGUCCAGAUGGCAAAGGAGGAGACCUGACACUGAAACGGUUUUCCUGAAAGCCAUGGCAGAAACUGGGCAAGUAAAGCUUUAUGGUGAAGAACCAACAUUAACAGAAACUGCUCUUUACCGAGCCAGGCGCCAUCUUUAUAAGGAAGAAAGGCUUGAGGCUGAGCAAGAGAAACUGGAAAGGAUUGGUCCAAUUGCGUACUAUUCCGAAUGGGUAAAGGCAUGGAAGAGAGACACAUCUCAUGAAGCUAUUCAGAAGCAUUUCGAAGAGACUGGUGAAGAUGAAACUACUCAACUAAUUGAAAUGUUUUCCAACCAAACUGACCGAGAGUAUCGUGUAAUGAUGGGGACUGAUGUUCGCAUCCGAAGGGAUCCUUUAGCAAUGAGAAUGAGGGAGGAUCAGAUAAAGCAAAUAUGGGGUGGAGAUCCAGUUUAUCCAACCGUGAACUAUAUUCAAGAUCCAGAUGAAGUGAUUGACUACCGAGGGGCAGAUUUUCAUGAACCAACACCAAAUAUGCUGCCUUUUCUGAAGGAGCAUGGAAAAAUCAUUUCAAGGGAGGAGCUAGAAAAAAUUCUGGAAAAGCAAAAGACUGAACAAGUUGAGAUGACAGACAUCGAUGAAGCUAUGGCUAAAGCAGUCGAUAUUGGUGAAAAUGAUGAUGAAGAGGAUAGUGAUGUUGAUGUUGAAGAGGUAGUAGGAGAGGGAGAGGAAGAGGAAGAGGUAGAGGCAGAGGGCGAUGAAGAGGAAGACGAAUCAAAGAUUGAUCGUAAUUGGAGUGUUUUGAAAACUACUCCCCAGCUUCGCAAAUCAAAGCCAAAACCAAAGAAAGAGGGUCCUAUGACACUGGAUGAGGCUGUAGGUGAUUCUGAGAACCUCACUGAUUUCCUCUUGGAUUUUGAAGAAGAAUGACAAACCUCCUCGUGAAGCGUAUGUUCCAUGAAAAGUGGUAUACUUCAGCAGUAGGCAUGGCCGUUAUGUUGUAGACUAGACAGGAUGGAAAAAGGUUUAGAGUGUAAGUAUUCAUUGUCAUUUUCUUGAACUAUUAGUAUUAGUAACUUCUUUUUUAAGCAUUUUGAGCUAGAGUUAAGUUCCCACUUGAGCUAUUCCUCUGAAACAAUCCCUUAUGUACUUGUUGACAACAAUUUUGAUACCUCUCUGCCUUCAUUUGGAACUUAGAAAAUCAAUUAACUAGGUGAAUAAUAGUUUCAAUAUCCUAAAUAUAUUGGUCCAUAUUGUAAUUUUGGUGCAAACUAGAGUGUAGUGUAUUAAAACAGCAUUCCUCAAGUAGUUUGUAUUCUUAUUUAUUGCAAUUUGAGUACUUCAUGUACUUGUAAGUUGUAAACUCUCUUGGUUGUGCAAGUGAAUGAACUCUUUACUUGGAAAAUCUUAA
Molecule: messenger RNA, 2236 nt
Organism: Medicago truncatula (barrel medic)
Lineage: Eukaryota; Viridiplantae; Streptophyta; Magnoliopsida; Fabales; Fabaceae
Product: protein PLASTID TRANSCRIPTIONALLY ACTIVE 12, chloroplastic
Exons: 9
Coding region: 133-1755 (540 amino acids)
Biological process (GO): positive regulation of red or far-red light signaling pathway; plastid transcription; positive regulation of DNA-templated transcription
Cellular component (GO): chloroplast; nucleus
Source: RefSeq, a predicted model, not a curated record